This is a messenger RNA of Lepisosteus oculatus (spotted gar), 12768 nucleotides long. It is a transcript of the gene rbfox3a, whose product is annotated as RNA binding fox-1 homolog 3a. NCBI's taxonomy places the organism in Eukaryota, Metazoa, Chordata, Actinopteri, Semionotiformes, Lepisosteidae. Gene Ontology annotation, cellular component: nucleus; cytoplasm. Gene Ontology annotation, biological process: regulation of alternative mRNA splicing, via spliceosome; nervous system development. The record is from RefSeq and is a predicted model, not a curated record. Gene Ontology annotation, molecular function: mRNA binding.
CCCCACUCUCCCUGUCUCUCUAUCUCUCUCUCUCUUUGUGAUGUGUUUUCAGAGUGUGAGCAGAGCAAGCAAGUAAGCGUGCGAGUGUUUGUGUGUGCUGUAUACGCGUGUGCCUGACAGUGCAGGCUAGAAGCUGUAUGCAAGCGUGCUUGCAGCCUGCAACUCAGAGACCACUGAAGACAACCAUUCUUCCUGGACCGGCAGACAAAUUGCGUGCACGCACCCCAACCCUUUCUCUCUGUCUCUCUCUGUCUCUCUCUCUCACCUCAGUCCCUCCCUCCUACCAAUACCUUCAACAGAAAAAGCGAAAAAACCCCUCUUCACUUCACUGCCCAGCCCUGGGAUGCCAGCUGAAGGAAUGAGGUUCUGACACUGCGUGGGACUGGAGGGAAAUAAGAGCACAACUUUAAGGCCAUUGUGUUGAAGAGGAGAUGCUGAACUUGUGAGGCCUCACUGAACGCUAAGACAGAACCAAAGACUGUAUCACUGAGCAGACGAGAGGGCAGACUGAGGCAAAGAGUCCCGGAAUCUCAGUUUAGGGGCAUCCAUACACAGGUUCCGUGGAGAGGACCACCGCGGCGACCGCCUGGAUUAUCCUACUGGGUCAGCGCUACCUGUAGCAGAAGUGAGUCACACCACACGGCACAGCCUGCUAUACAUGGAGACCCCCAGCUGGGCAGAGGAGUACUGAGUGUACUGUGGUUGAGGCCUUCUUUUUAGAAUUUAACUGAUGGACUUGGAAAGAGAUCCCAGAGCAGCUCUUUUCCUACUCUUCGUCUCCGAUAACAGAGUGAUGACAUCUCAUCAAAAAUAAACCAAACCAGGGAACGCUUUGUGCAAAUCUGGAACCAUUGCUCUCUUUGGAAACGUAGUGUACAGUGGGCUGCUGAACGAUCACUUCUGGCAUUUUGGGGUACCCCUCGUCACAAGACUGCAACAGUGAACCCAACAACAUCAACAACAACAGCAAAAGAAACCUUUCCUCCUUGGUUCUUGAAUUUUUCAGUACCAUCUCUCGGAAUCCAGGGUAGCUCCCCUCUCUCUGCACAGGAAUAAAGAACCUCAGAGCAGGAAUGCUGGAAGCAGCCGCAAACUGCCGAAUGUUCCUGCUCUAGUUGAGCCUCAGUACUCUACUGUACUGUACCGAGUGAUUUAAGAUUCACCAAUAAGAUACGGGAGAACCGGAGACAGAGAGGGAGAGGGGGAGAGAGAGUGAGAGAGAGAGCGUGAGUGAGGGGAGAGGAAAGGGGGAGAAAAGUAGAAGAAGAGAGGAGCUCCCGACGCCUUCCAGCUUUCUCUCUCUCGGUGGCUGCGAAAAGGAGGGGGGGGUAAGAACAAGAAAGAGUGAAAAAACCUAAAAUAAUUGAGCAGUGGGAAACAGCCGAGGAAGAACAGAUCAAGAGGAGGAAGGACCGAUAAGCAGAUUGAUUAACGGACAUUAUUCCUUCUGAUUCUCCUGGACGGACCAGUCCUUCUGCACUGCCCAUCCUUCCCAUCGAACGGCCGCACCUGCCCCGCUUCCGAAAUGAUGAUGUAUUUUUGGGGUAACCAAGAGGCCACAGCCCCCCCAGAAGCGAUGGCCCAGCCGUACCCCCCGGCCCAGUACCCCCCGCCGCCUCAGAACGGGAUUCCUGCGGAGUAUGCAGCGCCACACCCCCACCCCACGCAGGACUACACGGGGCAGAGCACAGUGCCCGAGCAUGCCAUGACCAUCUACACCCCCACACAGACGCACUCAGAGCAGCCGGGCACCGAUUCCAGCACGCCCUCCCUCACCGGCACAACGACAGUACCGCAGACAGAUGAGGUGGCACAGACAGAGGGCUCACAGCAGCUACAGCUACAGCCUGCAGACACUUCAGAGAAGCAGCAGCCCAAACGGUUACAUGUCUCUAACAUCCCCUUCCGCUUCCGUGACCCUGAUUUACGGCAAAUGUUUGGGCAAUUUGGGAAAAUUUUAGACGUCGAAAUUAUUUUUAACGAGCGAGGCUCCAAGGGAUUUGGGUUUGUUACUUUCGAAACGAGUGCAGACGCAGACCGUGCGCGGGAGAAACUAAACGGUACAAUCGUAGAGGGACGCAAAAUAGAGGUAAACAAUGCAACAGCAAGAGUAAUGACAAACAAAAAAGUGGCAAACCCUUACACAAAUGGGUGGAAGCUGAAUCCAGUGGUGGGAGCUGUCUAUGGUCCUGAAUUUUAUGCAGUAACUGGCUUCCCCUACCCCACCACAGGGGCAGCAGUGGCCUACAGAGGUGCUCACCUGAGAGGCCGGGGUCGUGCUGUUUACAACACAUUCCGUGCUGCCCCCCCUCCCCCACCCAUCCCUGCAUAUGGAGCAGUGGUUUACCAAGAUGGCUUUUAUGGUGCAGAAAUUUAUGGGGGUUACGCAGCGUACAGAUAUGCCCAGCCCGCCGCCGCAGCUGCAGCUGCUUACAGCGACAGUUACGGCAGAGUCUAUGCAACCGCAGACCCGUAUCACCACACAAUUGGUCCUGCCGCCACGUACAGUGUUGGUACUAUGGCUAGCCUAUACAGAGGAGGGUACAGUCGCUUCACUCCCUACUAAAGAAAGAGAAACAUUACCCCAACUGAAUGGUUAAAAACAAACAAAAAAACAAAAACAAAACAGACACCUCCUUCUUCGUGGAAAACUAAAACAACAAAACAAAAAAGCUUCCAGGUCACACUGAUGGCCUCCUCCCCUCCAUGGCCCCCCAUCCCCCCUGUCAAUUUAUUCGAAGAUUCUUGCAACUUUUUCUUAAUACUUUGCUUCAUUUUUAUUUCUGUCAAAUGUAUUUCUGGCUCUUGUCCGUCUGUGUGCUGAAAGGUAGCUCCCUUUUGGAGAGGGUCCUUCGGAAGCAUUUCUGAAGGGAGGGAAGGGAAUGGGAGGUCGUGGGGGGGAGGCGGGAGUCUUAAAAUGAGCAUGCUCAGAAAGGUGCAAGGGAUGGGCUGCCUCGAUCAGGGCGACUCUUCAAAAGAUCCUGUUGUGUGAUCGAGGUUCAGUCUUCAGGGGACUGUUUCAGUGUUACUUUCCUGACCUCAUUCAAGAUUCUCGUUGCUGGAUUCUGAAAAGCUCUCCUUUGUUCAGCUGGCUUUUGUUGGUUCUGUUUCUCUCGUAUUAAAAGUGGUUCGGGAAGAGUAAAGAGAUAAAGGAGUUUGAGACUGUUGAUGCCAAGGAAGACAUUCUAUAGUGAAUACUAUAUUUAUAGUUCACCUACAGUAGGGUCGACAUAAAUAUGAAAAUAGAGUGCCAAGAAACAGGGUUAUAUCCUACGAAGGGAUUGGACUCUUGACUAAUGUGGCGAUGCACAGCAGUAAACAGUUAUUAGUACCCGAAAUAAGAAAAGGCAGCUGGUCACAUGCUACCACUAAGCUUGUGUGGAAGAAAGAAUACAUUACAAGAGUGAACCAAGCUUCAGGGAGAUUAUAAUAAUAAUACUAAUGGCAAAGGCAAGUGGUUAAUGCUGAGAUUAGUCUUCAUUACCACAGCUUCCAGGGCUAAGCAUGAGCUUUGACUCCCCGCUGUGAGAAAGAUCUCAGAACGUUACCAGAUCUGUGUUAUUAAAUUACUGUUUUGGCGACUAGAUGCAUUAGCUGGUGCUGUGAUGAGUGAAAGAACUGGAACAGUAGAAAAGUGCCUGUUCAACAUCUGUGAUUGCACUGCAGGGUGAGUGCAGUUCACCUGUACCACCUCUCUGGGCCUGCUCAUUGUCAUCACCACACGUGGAGUAAGGCCACGAAAACGUGGGCAACUAUGGCUCUUUCAGUUCAUUUGGUUUAUAGAAUUGCUCCUCUCAAAGUUGUUAACUCUGUAGUUAAUCUUCAUAAGGCCUAACUCUGUUACAAAGGAUAUGGUAAAAAAAGGUUGCCUGAUGAAAUGAAGUGGGAAAGCCAUAGUUCUCUAGCCAGGGAAUAGAGUGAUGUUUAACUUGAACACAGGGAUCUAUAGUGCUACUGAUGUAAUAGUACCAAUAACAGAGAGCUUGUAAAAAUAGAGUGUUCCUUUACCACUGCUGGUUAUAAGGCUGUGAUACCUAUAUCAAUCCCUGCUGCUCUGGUCUGUGUGCUGCCACAAAAAGAUCCCUUUCAGUCAAAUUGAAGUUACAAUGCUGCACGGGUUUGCUACCCAUUAAGUAAAUAUAUGCACGUUUAAUGGCCUGACUACUGCAAAUCCUGAUAACUUCUGCUUUUCCAAAUUAGCUCCAUGAUUCACUUGAGAAGAAAAAUCCUGGAAGUUACCACCUUGGGCAAAAAAAAAAAUCAAAUUAAACUUUAAAUUUGCUAUAACCAUUACAAAGGCCCCAGCAUUGCAUAGAAAAGAAGAACAAGGAACAGUUCUGUCACUGGAAUGUAUUGAUUUUUGUUUACAGGCUACAUCUAUUGUGAGAAACAACACGGGGAAUUCUAUCUAACACGUUUUAGCUGAACAAUACCAUACCUGAUGUGAGGAGUGAGCACACACAAGAAAAUUCUGACACACAGGAAAAAUCAGCCGUUAAGAAAUUCUAGAAGUCUUUUUCAUUCUAUGGCUUGAAAGAUCCUUUGGAGUGUUUCUUCAUGACAGAAAAAGUGAGAUUGGCUUAUUUCCUGUGCCUAAUAUUCCCGGGAGGUAUCCUUACACCUGGCACCUGGUUUUCAGUGUGCAGUGUACUGAGAAACAAUGAUAGUGCAUUUCCUUUAGUUAAUAUAACACACCCACGUCUCGGGACUGAGGAGACAAUGGAGUAAUAAGCCGAUAAACUUCUGAGGUGCUCAAAUACUGAACGCUAAAGACGUUGAUCAUAUACCCUCCAAGAGGAGGGAACACAAGUGAGUCACAGACGCUUACAAGGCACACGAUAAAUAGCAGCCCUCUCCAAAUGGCAUUGUAAGGAGGAGUUAUGGGGGAGAAAAAGAGACUCUGCAGGAAACUAGCAUCCAAGGCAAUUUACUUCACAGAUUAGAGAUAACACCAUUGAGUCAAUAACCACUGAUCUCAUUUGAAGAUACACUAGACUAACUCCGCUUAGUACAGCCAGCUCAGUCUAUUACCAUACUUGCUACGGCUGUUGUACCAGACGUUAUAUUCUCCCCUUGAUUCUCAGAUGUGAAGGUAGCAAUUGGGAUAUAUGAAUUUGAUUGGGUUUUUUUUUUACAAAAAAAUAGUUUUUUUUUUCUGUUCGUUUUCCGUGGGGAAGGAAAAUGUAACACGAGGAUUAAAUCUUGUAUGUCUUUUCAUUUCAAUUACUUUAGACUGUAAUUCUCUGAUUGUGUAACUGUGGCCUAGCAAUUAAUAUUGUUUAUGAGGGCAUGUGUGACGCAAAGAAAAACAGAUUUACCACCUCUGAGUACCCAAAGAAGCCAGGCAGAGGGGAUACAAAUAGUGCUUGUGCAAAUAUAGUGAACCCUAUUCCAUGAGGCUCAUUAUUUUCUGUUCAAGGUACCUCCACAGAAACAAAUGUGCUGAACUCUUGUGACAUACCCCCAGCCCCUUGUAUAUUCAACAACUGUAAUACCUUGUACAGUUUUCUAUGCAGAUUACAAGCAUUAUUUAGUGUGUUUUAAAAAUGUACGCAAGAUGGAAAAAGGACACAGUAAAGUCAAACAUGAUAACCAAGAUUCCAAAUUCUAGGUGCUUCCAAAUAGACUCCAAAAUUCCUCACGGAAACCCAAACUGGAGUUGGUUAGCAACAUGGCCAGGCAUGGGAUCAGUCACCUCCACAUUUUAGGGCCUGUUUAGUGGAGGCUUGUGUUCCCAAGAAACAGUUAGGAACCCCAUUAUUGUUUACUCCUCAAUGAUUCUCUCAGUGCAGUACACAAUAUCACACCAAACUAAAAUGCACACAUACACUCAGCCAAAUCAUUUCAGGAUCCAAGCCAGGAAACACAAUUUUCUGGAAGCCAGGUUGGAUCAAUUCAGUAGCUCCUGGGAGCAAUUUCAGGUUAUUUACCUUUUUCCCAGUUCUCUUCAAGCCAUCACAUCAGUUCCCUGGAGCGGAUCAUUUGCACCAGUGCUGCAUUGUGAAAAGGAGCUGAGUCUUCUUUACUGUAGAGAAUUGCUACAGAACUCUCUCCUGCUCUCCGACAGAAUAGUCCUCGAUUCUAAGUAAAAUGUAUUCAGAAAGAGUUUUACUGAUAAAAAUGGAAAAUCAUACAGUAUGCACAUUAAGACUUUUACUUAUGCAGUUUCUUGACCAAGCAAAUCAGACCAAAGAUUUACACUGAGACGCAAUAGUUGGAUUGGAAUCAGUAUGUUCAACAUGUACAAGCCAGCCUUUCAAACAUAAGUUUUUUUCUUAUGCUCAGUACCAAAAGCUUUCUUCAACAAUGGUUCAGCUGUACUGACAGAACACAGCUACAGCCUCUGUGACUUUUAACUGGAAAAUAAAUGGUUUCAAGAACGAUUAGAAAGAGAUUAGCCUCAGUAUAAAUUUCUGAAUGAAUCUGAUCAAAAUCCAAACUUUACCAGUUACGGUUUGUCAAGUGAGAUAAACAAAAAAUAGAACUUGUAAUAAGACCCUGUAAAGUGUAUGCUCAGUUAUCAUUAUCAUUAAUAUCAUAAUACUAUAUAUUCAUACUACAUAUUCCCUGCAUGCUUUUGUGUGUCUCUGCCCUGCGAUGGACUUAUGUCCUGUCCAGAGUGUAGUCCCAUCUUGCCCCUUGUGCUUCCAGGUUGCCACAGUUCAUACCAGAAAUAAGCAGUUCUCUGGUAAUGGAUCAAUAGAUUGAAAAUUGUCAGCUUGAAAUAUUAUGCUGUCUCUAACUUCUGCAGGGCCAUGAAUUUAUUUCACAUUUUUAAAUGUUGUUUUAAAUCCUUAUUUUUGUUUCUGUGGUUGCUCUGGAUGCUUUGAAAGCAAUAUUGUUUCUUGCAGUGUUUUAUAGAAAUGCACUUUCUCUUUUGAUUUCUGAUAUUGCCAAGCACCAUUUUUGCAAAUAUUUAAAAACAGAAGUAAAACAAUCAAGUCUGGAACAAUAGCGGAACAUAUUUAAAGAAGAAGGAAAAAUUAGUUGACAUGGACAUCCUUUAAAACCAGCUAUAUGUGGUAAUGGAACACAAAAAUACUGACAUAAAAUAUAUUUGUCAAUAAUUGUAAAUAACAUUUAAAAUGUCUUUUAAGGAUUUUUGUUACCACAGUUCUGUCAUGCUAAAUUUAUUUUUUUUAUCUUGGUUUUUGAACAUUUCCAAAGUGUUUUGAUUUAUAGAGCUAACUAAAUGCAUACCAGUACUUGUGUAUUAUAGUAUAAGGUGUUGAAAAACAGUAUUUAUUAGUAUAUUAAAAUUGUUAUAGUAUAUUAAUUAGAUUUAAAUGAAAAGUAGAACACUGAACUAGAAAAUAAAAUGUUCUUCCUUUUAUAUAUGCUAUUAAGGGAUACACCAUGGGACAUUUUUAUAUAAUUCAGGAAAAAAUGCUUUAAACAACAUUAUUUAUACCUUUUUGGAAGAGGAGAGAUAGCUGAUGUCUUUAUAGAUGUUUCUGAUUACAUGACUCUGUGAAGUGUGUGUUGUUGAGCUAUAUUAUUGUAUGUAUUCACUGUGGCAAAAUUACUAAUAGGAAUUAAAGCUGCUCUCUGAAAGUGAAAGGGGUUUAUUUGGUUUUCAGUCAAUAGUGAUGGACACAAUUUUAAAUGACUUCCCUUGUCCUUUCUUUUGUAUGGAUUUGGGAUUGACAUGCAUCAACUUCCUCCAUUAUGGAAUAGGCAAACAACAUAGGUUUCUUCUUAAAACAUAAAUAAAAAAUGAGAUUAUUUCAUUUUGCUUUAAACACUAGAAUCGAACUUUCCUUUUUAUAUAUACAAAUUUUCAUUUUAGCUCUAAUUAAAUGAAGUCCCUUGGCUUAAAAUCUGAAGGGCUUUAAACAAUUUAUACCCUUAAACUCCCGAGCAGGGGUGCCCAGCCCUGGUCCUGAGAGACAUCUGUGGCUUCAGGUCUUUGCCCUUUCUGAUCUCUUAAUUGCUGGCUGAUUGAUUUCAGUUUUGUCUGGGACAUAUUUCUGAAUUUGCUUUCAGUUCUUGAGAUGUUGGAUGGAACUGGUAGGAGACGUCAACUUUGGACCAGUUUUUAAAUUUCUGAACUAAAAUGUAAAGAAAUGUGAAGAAAAAAAGAAACGUUCAUUGUGGGCCUCUGUUCAUCCCAAGACCAGGGCCAGGGCACACAUCUCUAGAGUAGAACAUGUACUAUGCAUUGAUAUACAGUAGGUACAGUUAAUACAAUCACUUUCCCCUAUGAAAACUCUGCCAAAUGUCAAUGUUUCUUUAUUCAUUGAUUUACCCCCAUCGUUACCUAUCAGACCAUGUCAACUCCAGCACAAAAUUAAACUACCAAACCAUUUUGUUUCUGACCCUGUGUGUAUUAUUUCCCAUCACUCGCUGGGCCCUUCUUUCAGCAUUAUAAGGUUGUCAGAAAGAGCCACUCCACUUUUCUUUGUUUUUAAUUCCACUUUGUUGUACCUACCUUGACAAGAAAGAUUUUAAUUGCAUGAAUAAACCUUUGUAAAAGAAUACAGGGAGAGUGGAAGCAUCUAAAUUAAUUCCUACAGCUUGCCAAUUGAUGUGAUGAAAUCCCUUUUCUUGCAUGGAUGCUGCAGUGAAGCCAUUAAAUGAUUGCCAGUUUAAUUGGCUCCGUUAAUGCAGUCAUUUGUAAGAUGGCACCAUGGGCUAGUGUCCAGUACAAAAUGGCAGUACGGCAAGAUUUCUUUCCCCACAUUAGUCUUUUUAUAGUUUAUCCCAUUUUUGCUGGAUGGGCUUCAGUGUCGCUAAUCAAAAGCAGCUUCUGGCGUGACAACCUGGAGUAGUUCUCAAAUGUUCAUCAACAUGUCAUGUAUUUCUAUUUUAGUAAGGACUUGAACAGCUGUGUGUGUUUUUUUUUUUUACAAAAUUCCAAACAAAACGACCCAGAAAUGUCGUUUUAUCACCAGCUUUGCGCAUUAAACAGACUCUCGUUUCCGCCAACUGAAUGAGAAAUAGAACCCUGAAUAAAGAAAUGAGCUACAGCUGAAAAUGGUUUUGAGACCAAAGGUAAUGCAGUGCCAAUCACAUAAAGAGGAUGAAGGCGCAACACUGGCCUUUUACUUUAGACUGUGAUUGUAAAAUAUUGUAAAUUAAAAUGAUGAGAAGAUGGUUUCAAUUAGUUAUUUUAACCCAUUUGACACGACAGAAAAGUUCCUUGUGUAGAACCUUCUGGGCUUUGCAUUACAUCAGUCUGCGAUAGAUGAGCUUUGAAUAGCUGCUACGGAACUCCAAAAUGGUGCUCUAUUCUUCCACUGUAGGCAGCUGAAAUACAAUGCGGACAUCGGUGUCGCAAAUUGGCGACCAGUGCGAAGAAAUCAAGCCAAGACAGAAUGUCCUCUUACCACACUGCUGGUGUCCAGAAGAUAAGAUGCCAUACAAUUUUUUACUGCCUUGUACUCUAAAAGGAUAACACAGAAAUGAGUAUUGCCCAUUGCCCAACAGCCUUGCGCUGCUCAAAAGCUGUGGGGUGGUGUAUUUCUAUAGCAAACAUGUAAGUGUGCUGAGUGGGCCUGAAUUCUUGUAUGGCAUCUGGUCUUUGAACUAACAUUAGAACAAGGCAGCUGUAAAAACCAGGUGUGUGUGAAGGACAGAUUCCAAUCCUGUUUUCACUUAGCCUUUCUUCCAUAAAGGACACACAUCAGCACCACACAGACCGUGGGGUGUAAGCUACAGAACAGCGUGCUGUGAAGAGUAAAAUGGAUCAGUUAUCAGAGCCGAUAAAUUUCUCAGUUGUUGGUAAAAUGCCUUUACCAGCCUAUGGAAGGAAGCAAUCCACAGUAUUGCUGCAGCUGAGAUUGAACCUGUUGAAUCAGUGAUGUCUAUCUUUAUUCUCAUAGACUUGGGAUUCGUGGGCAAGUGUCUAUUGAAGAUGCUAUAUAAAAGGGUUGAUGAAGAGAAGGAAUCAGUAAGCCUUGUAUUUUGGUGCAUUCAUUCUAUUGGCCUUCAUCAGGGUUUUUUUUAAUGAAGUCAUUUAAAAUUGCGUAUUUUCAAACUCUUCCUUUUUAGUCUGUUCAAAUGUUGUUUUUAUUCUGUCAAGAGAUUUGUAGAAAAACAAAACAAAGCAAAAAAAUCUAGAUAUAAUUACAUGUACACUGUUGGCAAUUACCACUCUGUCAUUGAAUCCUUUUUCUUUUAUAUAUCUAUUGCUCUAUCCUGUGGUCUUUUUUUGUGUAUUGCUAUACUGUUUUCAUGUUAAUGAUCAUACUGUAUUCAAUGUAUUGUACCUUUGGUACUUUGAGUUUUUAUGAACCUACUGAAUGUAAAACAAGGAUGUGUGGAACUGAAUUCAAAAUGAAGAAAAAAUUAUUUUACUCUGUUCUGCUUACAUUUUCUAAUAUAUUGUUUUCAUUUUAUGUCACAUAUUUCAGUAAAAAAACUGAUGGCUUUGAUUGCCUAACAAAAUUAAGAAUGAUCACAUUUAAAUGUUUACCAUUACACUUCAAUAUAUUUAUUGAAAAUAAUUAUCUGUUGCAUCAUGUUUUGUUUGUUCUUUCAAGGGACUUUGCUUCCAGUUUCACUUAGAGGCUUCUCACUGCAGGGAAAAUAAAAUGAUGAGAGACUAUUCAGGUUUCUUAAUGAUUGUUGGCAUCCCCUAAUUAUUUCAGUCACCAGAUUUUUUGUUGCAUUGACCAGCAUUUCCUUUGUGAUUAAACUACAGUUCCCUUGUAAUUGUAACUAAAAUGAAACACAUGGUGAAAAAUGGAAUCCUAUAUUCUGAUCCUGUCAGUACAGAUAUUUACUGCUGCUUUUAAUAAGUUGAUCUCAAUAACUCCAUUACAAAUCAGGGACAGAUGUUUGCUUACGGUAACUGUGAAUAUACUGUAUAUCAGCUGGCACAGUAGUGGAGUUUCUAUUCACUUUAGAAAUGAAGAGAGCUACAGUAUGCAGGACAAGCUGUGACAGCAUCAAAAGAUGAGCAGAAACGCAACACAGGUUUUCUCAAACCAUUAACUUCCCCUUUCACUCUUCCCCCAGAGUGAUUAAUAUGCUUGACAUUGCCGAUCUUGCAAAUUCUUGUCCACCAUCAUAUUUUGUUAGAAAGAAGGAAGUCUAAUAUUGUGUUACUUUUAACAAGGUCCUUGUACCGGUGUUGGGCUGUUCUGUGUUUGUCAAGCAGAUCUUCAGGAAAAAAAACCCUUGUGAAUCCUGAUAACAGGCUUUGCGUAGCAGACUGAGCUGCAUUAUUGAGUGUGAUUAGUAUUCCGCAGCACAUCUGUUUAUUUCUCCAGGGUGGUGUGAGAAACUACAAAGUGAUGUUAAAAUUAAAGUCUGGCUUUAUUUUCUUCUGAAGAGCUAUACAGUGCUGAAUAUCUCUCUGAAUUAGGGAGUCUCUAAUACCACAUAGGCCCCAAGACAAUUUAAAAAAAAAAACUAAAAUCUGAGUACAUUUAGGUACCUUCCACAGCUUCUUGAUUCCAGUAGGUUGUCAUUAAAAAAGAAUCUGCAAGCAUCCAGCUGAAGAUGUAUCACUAUGUUGGUUCAAUUCUAAUCUCAGUCUCAGGGCUUGUGCAAGGAAGUCCCUUUUAUAGGCAAGAACUCAUGUUCUGUAAUAAAUCUUUUUUUUCUUAUCAGAAAAAAGAACAUCUUUUAACAAGCCCAAAGCAACUCAUUACCCUCCUUCAAGAGUCCAUUUCACUCCAUUUCUAAGCCAUUGAUUUGCUUUACCCUUGUUGCAACAUAGAGAUUGAUUUCUGUUAUUAAUUACUUGAACUCUCCACCAUAUUUGAAUGACCACCUGCUGGUUAACCAGAAAGAAUGUUAGGUUUGACUUUUUUUUUCCUUUUAUGAAAAAUUUAACAACAAAUGGAAAGGGGGCACUGUCCAUAUCAUAAAACCAAAUAAAACACUUUCACUUUUUUAAAACUAAUUCAGAUAGGUUACUCUUUGCAACCUUCUAAGACUUUCUUAACACUCUUACAAAUGAUUUGGCUAUACAAACAAUGCUAUGUACUUUCUUUCCCCCACUGAAGCAGUCAAGAUUGCUUUCUUUCUACACAAUAUAUGUUGCUGGUUAGAACUAUAUACUUUGUAUAUAGUUUGCACUUAAAAUAAGAAAAGCUGUGCCUAUGUGAAAAACAAGGAGGCUAUACAAGGUUUUAUGUAAGCAGACUAAUAUUCUUUGAUUAAAAAAAAAUCACCAUGGCAUAAUGUUUCAUUUUGAAUGCUGUUCACUCAGAACCCUGAAAUGCACUGCAGUCAUUUGGAUCAGAAAAAGCCACUUCAGGUCCUAUCUAUGCACAGUCUCCCAGAAUGCAAACCUCUAUGUCCCUUGAAUGAACAUAUUCAAAAUCACUAACACUUUUCAUGGAAUAAGUUUUGAAAAACAGUAACCAAUCCUUUAUUAAUACUUAAUUAUUAAUGAAUAAAUACAGUAGCAUAUCAACUGUUAAUAUAGUACUUACAAACACCUAUGAACGUUAGCAUUAUUGACAAGUUGACAGGUGGACAACCUAACAAAACACAACCUAUAAAAUGUUUUCAUUUUUUGAGUCAAUAUAUUAAAAAAUGAUCAGACAACACAGCUGAGUGAUGGCCAAAUGUGCACUAUAUAAGGCACCUGUUCCAAUUUUUUAUAUUACAACACAAAUUAUAUGAAGUCUACAGAUGUAAAUGUUAAUAACUGGAUUUCUAAAAAGUCUAUAAAUGGUUAAUAUACUAUGAAUUCAUUAGCUAUUAAGGAUUAAUAAAGGGUUUAUUACUAAACUGUAUUAUAAAUGUUACAGAGUAUGCAAAUUGUAACCAGAACUCUUUAUUUAUAAACUUAUGCCUAUUUUUUUCUAU